Molecule: messenger RNA, 490 nt
Organism: Canariomyces notabilis
Lineage: Eukaryota; Fungi; Ascomycota; Sordariomycetes; Sordariales; Chaetomiaceae
Exons: 1
Coding region: 36-479 (147 amino acids)
Source: RefSeq, a predicted model, not a curated record
CCAGCAACUUCCUAUCCCCAGUGGGCGAUGCGAAUAUGCCUACCGGUACCUGCGCGGCAGUCAUGGCACCAAGACCGCGUCUCGCCCAGACGGCGCGACUCAUACAUUUCGUCAGCUUAACUUUCACCACCGUCCUCCUCACCAUGACACUACCAGCAGCUGCUCAAACAACAACAAUGACAAUGCCCCCAUUGCCAACAAUCACAGACACAGGCACAAGGGUCCUGACCUUCUUCUUGCCCGACUCAGAGCCUCUGUCGCUCGACGCCUCCAUCAUAUCCGUCUACCGGCCGUCUAACUCACCCCGCGAGAAGCCCGUGACGACGCUACAGCUGGACUGCCCGACGUCGCCUCCCUCGCCUGCCAAUGACGCCUGCCGCGCCGCGGGCAUCUACCCGGCCCAAGUCUACCACACGCAGGGCUCCGUCUGGGGCGGGACCACUACCUAUGCUGCUGAUGACAGCACCACGACUUGGUAGGUUAACCCGUC